Bactrocera oleae (olive fruit fly) is the source of this 1620-nucleotide messenger RNA. Its product is annotated as homeobox protein ceh-31. Gene Ontology annotation, biological process: cell differentiation; regulation of transcription by RNA polymerase II. Gene Ontology annotation, cellular component: nucleus. Gene Ontology annotation, molecular function: DNA-binding transcription factor activity, RNA polymerase II-specific; RNA polymerase II cis-regulatory region sequence-specific DNA binding. Lineage: Eukaryota; Metazoa; Arthropoda; Insecta; Diptera; Tephritidae. The record is from RefSeq and is a predicted model, not a curated record.
CAGCAAGCGCUUAGUAUAGCGUAGAAAGCGCGUACAUGUGUUUGUAACAAAUAUGUGCUAUUAAUAUGCUAUUUUAUUAAAUAACGGUUAAAUGUAAUGCAGCAGCGGGUUCUGCUUUACACACAUACUGAAAGAUUUGUUUUUCAUAUUUUACUUGUUUACACGCUCUAAGCAGCCGACAAUUUGCGUUAAUUCAUUUUAUCAGCAGCAGCGCUAUCAUAUUCGCACUGCCGUUAUCCUGCGCAUGUAACAUUAGUGUUUUAACCGUUAAACGGAUUAAACGGCACAAUCAGUUGGCCAUUUGACUUCAUUUGCAACGGUAACGCGUUAACGAGAGGAAGUUCAAAAAUUUAAUAAAUAAAAAAUUUAAUAAAUAUGAAAUUAAAUACUUGUUAGCAAAAAACUAACGUAAAGAUUUUAAAUAAAAAAUAUAUAAAAAAAUAUUGACAAGAAAAAAAUGUAUAGGCAAAUGAUUUUUUAUAAAAACUAAAAUACACAAAUUUAAAUGUGUUCAUAAUUUAAAGUGUUACAAUAAACACACUUUUAAUAAACGCUGUGAAAUAUUUCAAAAUUAGCUCAAGUGAAUACAAUUUAUAUUUAAAUACAAAAACUGAAAAAAAAAAUUUUUUUUCAAAUUAAAUUUGGUAUAUAAAAAUUGUUUAACCGCAUUUAGACUACAAAAUGCAUCACCCGAGCUCUAAAUCGUUUUUAAUACGAGAUCUGUUGGGAGAUUUAAUAAACCGACCGCCGCCGGACAGCGAUUCCGAUUUGUCCGAUGAGAACUCAGAAAUCGAUAUCGAGGAUCGUUCCUCACCUGAUUCGGAUAUGCUGCACAGUCAUCACUAUGGGACAGCGGCCGGUGGCAGCACAACGCAACUACACUUUAUGGUCAACGAGUCCAGCGUAGAGUCGAAUCAGCAUUCUCCAAAUGGCGAUGAGCGCGGCGCUAAUCGCAAUACGAACAAUAACACGAACAGCAAUGCGACAUCAAACACUAACAAUCAGUUGGAUAUGCAAGCAGCACACAUGCAAACACAUGGUUUUGGCGGAAGUGGUAUUGGCGGCAGUGAUCAUAUGCAUCACAGCAAGCUGGGCUUAAAUUUGAAUAAGAGUGGACGCAAGCCGCGUCGAAGACGCACGGCCUUCACACAUGCGCAACUCGCCUAUCUCGAACGCAAAUUUCGUUGUCAGAAAUAUUUAUCUGUGGCCGAUCGCAGCGAUGUGGCAGAGACGCUCAACUUGUCGGAAACGCAAGUGAAAACUUGGUAUCAGAAUAGACGCACGAAGUGGAAGCGCCAAAAUCAGUUGCGUCUCGAACAGCUGCGUCACCAGGCGACGUUAGAGAAAGAGUUCGUUAGCGAUGGCACUACUGGCGCAACGCUGGGCUGUUGCCCAACGGGCUUAUCGACGUUUAGCCCAACGAAUCCAUGCAAUUUUCUUACUUCUGCCGCAGCGGCGGCGAUCUUUCGUAAUGUGAGUUACGUGCAUGGCUGUCCGCUGUAAGGCAGGCGGCGCAAUUAGUGAAAUUCUAAUUUAGCUAAGCGAAUUUUUAGUAUGUUUGUGUUUUUGCUUUAAUUUUAUUGUAAAUAAAACUUUAAGUUGCUUUGCAAUGAACCAAAA